AGAAAACAGGCUUUGUAUUAGUUGCUGACGCUACCUUGUGCGCGUUAUUGAGCAAUUCUGAUCUACUUGGAAGGAGAAACGCGAGCGGUGUGACAUAUCAGCAAGAUCAUGGCUGAGUCAGGAGAUCACCGACUGUGGCACCGGGACUAGCGGUCACUGGUUCACAUUCCUGCACCCCCACACCCUAACCCCCCAAACCAGCUUCAUUUGAGGGCUAAAAAGCAAAGAUCGGGAUGAAAAUGACGCAUUACGUCGAGCUGGGCAGUUAUCCGGAAUGGCCUAUGCGCAUCCCGCAGAAGAUAAGACUGUACACCUUUGAACAACUUCCCAUGUACCUCAGGGAGAACCCCUAUAUCACAGACGGCUAUCGGGCCCACCUGCCUUCCAAGCUCUGCCUGAGGAGUAUUUUCAUUUUAUCCAACGAGACUGUAAACAUCUGGAGCCACCUGUUAGGCUUCAUUCUCUUCUUCUCUCUGGCUGUCAACGACGCUGUGAAGGUCUUGCCGGCUUCGGGAGCCGUCAAAGAGGACUAUGUCAUCUACGCUAUAGGACUGUUUUGCUUCCAGGCGUGCAUGUUGUGCUCCGUGGGCUAUCAUAUGUUCUUAUGCCAUCGAUCGGAGAAGUUGAGCCGUCGCUUUCUAGCGUUGGACUACGCGGGCAUCUCUGUCGGCAUCUUAGGCUGUUACGUGCCCGGCAUCUUCUACUCCUUCUAUUGCAAUGCUUUUUGGCGGCAGGUUUAUUCGCUGACUGUGCUGGCGAUGAUUCUGUUGGUGUUCGGCGCUCAGUUCCAUCCGAGGUACAUGAGCGCUGAAUGGCGCAGCAUCAGGGUGUCCAUCUUCUUUGGCGUGGCCGUUAUCGGGGUGGUUCCGACCUGCCACUGGGUGUGGCUCAAUGGGGGUUUCAACUGCGACAUUGUUAAGAUGUUCCUGCCUCGUUUAAUUGUCAUGUACCUCAUCGGAGCCGCUGCCUUCGUAUUCUACAUUACCAAGAUGCCUGAGCGAUGCUUUCCUGGCCACGUGAACUACAUCGGCGCCAGUCAUCAACUGUGGCACGUUCUGGUGGUUGCGAUGCUUUACUGGUGGCAUCAAACCGCCGUGGACAUUAUGCAAUUCCGGCACAGCCAGCCUUGCCCUCCGAGAACGUAAUGACAAAGAUCAAUCGACAACCAAUUGCUGUUUUUUUUUUUUUUCUUUAAUACUGAAACUGUUUACAUUUGGUCAAUACGAACAAGCAUGUCCACCAGAGCCAAUAUGUGUCAGUAGAAAGUCUGUUGAAGACAACAACAGGCAGUAUGUCAGUGGAAGUCUCUAUUUAUAGUAAAAAUAUAGUAGUAACAUGAUCCAGUUGUAUUUUUACUCCGCUAGAUGGCACUGUUGAUUUAAAAACAAGGGUUGAAGAAAUGCAAGUCAGUGCUAUCUGGAGGAGUAAAAAAAAAAAAGGUUGAGGAAGCAGCAAGCUUCAUUUUCCCCACCACUAAUUUAUACUAGAUAGAAACUUAAAUGUUUUCUUAUGGACAAUUAUCUGAUGCUUGGUUGAAAAGACAUUUGCAUGUUUGGCUCUCGGGACAAAAAAAUAAUCAGGAGCUUUUUAUUGAACAAAGUGUCACUGUGGACGACACGGUGCACAUGGCUUCCUCAAGUGUUUGAAAGUAUGGUGGUGGAGGUGAGGUAUGGGAUAUUUUAGCAUGCUAUUUAUUAAAAAUGACUGUGGUGGAUGUAACUGAUGCACAAAUUGAAACAAUCAACCACCUUGCUGUAAUAAGUUUGGUUGAGAGGGAUGAUAUAUUUCAGAUUUUCAGAAAUCAGCACCAUCCUUUUACCACAAACUGUUUUUGCAAUGUGAAAUGUAUGCAGGUAACAAAGCAAGUUUUUUCAAACUUACAAAUACAACUGCAGGUCAAAAGUAAUCCCCCCCCACCCGCCCCAGUUUGUAAAGCAAACUAUGCAUGGGAUAUAUUUUUCUAUAAUUGUGCAGGCAAUCUUUAUGUAACUAUAAUAAUCUAAUGUGUGAAUUGGGCCAGUGUGAAAUCUGUCUUUUGUUGUUAUACUUGUUGUACUUCAUUUGCCUUCUAUCAGAACAAAUGUAUGCAUAUUCCAUGCACUGAUUUAGUUUUUGCACGACAAUGCAGCUACAGUAUAAUUUUGUUUCAAUGUUUUUCCAUUGUUAUUCUGAGAAUGCUGAUUUGUAUUGUGAAGCACUGUAACUUGACUUUAAAAUUGUAUUAAAUUUUGUCAGGGCCAUAAAA
Molecule: messenger RNA, 2245 nt
Organism: Syngnathus typhle (broad-nosed pipefish)
Lineage: Eukaryota; Metazoa; Chordata; Actinopteri; Syngnathiformes; Syngnathidae
Product: progestin and adipoQ receptor family member 3-like
Exons: 7
Coding region: 234-1145 (303 amino acids)
Cellular component (GO): membrane
Molecular function (GO): signaling receptor activity
Source: RefSeq, a predicted model, not a curated record